AGUACAAGUCGCACCUCGCUCUGGUUCGCAACAAUCGCGAAGUGCCGCCGCCGGUCCGGAGACAACAUGGGAAAAAAGGCAGAGAUCGGUGAAACCUGCGCUAAACGACCGAUCCGUCGCUCAAAAUCCGCCGGCUCGAGCCUGCUCCGAUUAAUCCUAAUAUCGUUAGCCGGCUCCGCGCGUUCCCUGCAGCAGCGUACAAACGCAAACACAGUUCUCCCGGCGGCGAAAGGGACGACGGAAGGGCCGCUGAAGAUCUCGAUCGGUAAAACAGCAUCCUCCGGAUCGUCGAACAGGGUUCCGGAGUACGUUUGUCCCGGUAACGAGCUUCUCGGUUUGGCGAGAAUAUUCAGCGUGCCUUGCGAAACCGACUCGGAAUGCGUCUUUCUCGGUGCGGAUCAACGCUGCUGCAAACUUCGGUGCAGAAAAGGAGUUCUAGCGCCGCCGAGGGAGCCCGAACACCGAGCCGUCCUGGGAGUAAAUCGUAUGUGCCCUAAGGGACCGGUGCCCGAACUUUUACCUGUGAAGAGGUGCGAGGCUGACAUUGAGUGCGAGGAAGAAGGACGGAUAUGCUGCCCUGACAAGGACUUUAAACUCUACUGUCGAACCGCAGCCCCGGUAUGGUCUCAGCUUCCUUUUCCGCGCGCUCACGCUGCGAUAAUGUCUCUGAUGGAAUACAUGCAGUGUCAAAUGGCACCCCCCCCAGUACUCGACUUGUUUCCACAACCUUGUAAUCGGACGAUAGAGUGUCUUCCGAAUUUAUGCUGCCAAGAGGGGCCGAGCAAAUUUUGCAGACCACCUAGGAAAUCUGUACUAGCAUUGGUUGCUCAGGCUACGCAGAGGUUUGCAAGGGGCUGAAUAGUUGCGGUGGACCGAAAGAUGUGAAGGAAAAAGCGGUUGAUCUGUCUAAUUUUUCAAUUACACAGUCAUUCUGAAGCAAUGGUGAUAGGAAUAUUAAUUUAGCACAAAUGAGAAUGAAAGAAAAGUUGGCGUUUUUUUUUUUUUAAAGCUGUUUUACUGAUUCCCCAUCAUAAGCGAAACAUACAUUUAAAUAAUCGACAUCACUAACAUACUCGUGGACAAAAUUAUUCAAUAUCAAUUCAUUUUCUUUCUUAUGUUUAUAUACUUCAUAUUCAAAUGAAAGCUUGUUUAUCAUACGAAUCAG
This is a messenger RNA of Neodiprion fabricii, 1165 nucleotides long. RefSeq lists its product as uncharacterized. The record is from RefSeq and is a predicted model, not a curated record. NCBI's taxonomy places the organism in Eukaryota, Metazoa, Arthropoda, Insecta, Hymenoptera, Diprionidae. The coding region runs from base 67 to 858 and encodes 263 amino acids. The transcript has 5 exons.